GUCCUUGGAUAUGAUUAUUCUACACUAUCAUGCUUUCCUUUCUCCAUUGUUGCAGGUUACAAAUUUCAUGGGCAUUGAGUGGAUGAGGAGACAUCUUGCUCCGGACUAUAGAGUCCAUACUAUUUCUUUCAAAGACCCAAACCCGAUGCACAUCGAUGCUACUUUUAAUAUCAUUGGUCCUGGACUCGUGCUUUCUAAUCCAGAUCGUCCCUGUAAUGAGAUUGAUCUCUUCAAGAAGGCAGGCUGGACCAUCCUUCAUCCACCACUUCCUCUCAUCCCCGACAAUCAUCCGCUGUGGAUGUCCUCCAAGUGGCUUUCCAUGAACGUCCUGAUGCUGGGUGAGAAACGCGUGAUGGUAGAUGCCAACGAAAUCCCGAUCCAGAAGCUCUUUGAAAGCCUAGGUAAGACCGAUUUAGCUAAAUGGGCCAACAUUUCAUGGAAGAAUCAUUUUCAGAGUUUGUUUCUGCAGAGCACCCAUUUUCCUAAGGACAAUUUAACCCAGAUUCCUCCAACUCAGUGUUUCUCCAACUUAAGUGUCUUCCAGAAGCGUGAAUCUCUUCUAGAUCCAAAGUGGAAGUUGGAGCUUGGAAGUUCAGCAUCUCUGAAGGACCCCAAGUCAGCCAAAGUUGUUGUAGGCAAAAAAAUGUUAAACUUUACACUUGAUCAGUCCUUUUGAGAUCUGGAGAUGUGGCUGGCCUCCUAACCUUCCAGAUCUCUGCCUGCAGCCUGAUCUUUCUUCAAGGUCAAGAGAAAGUUAGAUGUCCUUCAUGUUUUAGAGAUAUGUGAGGUCUCCCUCAAAGAGAUACCACUUCAUCUUUCUGAUCAGCCCUGGAAAAAAGAGAGAAGAGAAUGCAAAAUGUAGGAGUCGUGGUGACACAGUGGUUAUAAUGCAGUACUGCAGUCUAACUCGCUGCUCACUCCAGAAGUUCGGUUCUGAGUGGCUCAAGGUUGACUCAGCCUUCCAUCCUUCCCAGGUUGGUAAAAUGAGGACUCAGAUUGUUGGGGGCA
Thamnophis sirtalis is the source of this 1008-nucleotide messenger RNA. NCBI's taxonomy places the organism in Eukaryota, Metazoa, Chordata, Lepidosauria, Squamata, Natricidae. The record is from RefSeq and is a predicted model, not a curated record.